AUGGAGAAGGCUCUUGGAGCCAUGCAACCGCCCUCCACUUCGGGCGCAAGGACGCUCACCGAUGCCAGAGCGCGCCUCGUCUACAAGGGUCUAUUCUUCCUCAUAUUUGUACUGGCUUUGACCCAGGUUGUGGUCGUGCAUCUGCACGCCGUUUUUCCGGACGCCAAGCCACAUCCGCAUGCCGCUUUAGCGCUAUCGCGCUGUCGUUCUCUCAACGCGUCUCCCGGCCCUUCUCCAAACUUCUACCAACGCAAGGAAUCUGACCGCUUUGCGCCUGGGACAAAGCCAACUUUGCUGAAGAAUGCGAAAAUUUGGACUGGUGGCCAUAACGGCACGGAGGUCAUUCACGCGGACAUUCUUCUCGACAAGGGCUUGAUCAAGGGUAUUGGUCACGUCGGCCGUGCGACCCUGCAGGAGUACAAUGUCGAUCUCGUGACGAUAAAUGUCGAAGGUGCAUGGGUUACUCCCGGGAUCGUUGACCUGCAUUCUCACAUUGGCGAUGCAUCAAGCCCAGAGCUGGAUGGCGCAAGUGGAGACGACAACUCUCUCAAGGGGCCUGUUCUCCCUUGGCUUCGGGCGUUGGACGGAUUGAACACGCACGAUGAAUCUUAUGCACUCUCGAUAUCUGGAGGUGUUACGACCGCUCUCGUACUGCCGGGCUCCGCCAAUGCCAUUGGCGGCCAGGGUGUCACGAUAAAGCUGCGAAAGACAGCUGAACGCUCGCCUACUUCAAUGCUUCUGGAAAAUCCUUACAGUAUCAACGCUUCAUCUGCGCGUGUUGAGGAACAUCCCAGGUGGCGUCAAAUGAAACAUGCAUGUGGAGAGAAUCCUAGUAGAGUAUACCGCAACACUCGCAUGGACACUGUAUGGGCCUUCCGGGAGGCUUACAACAAAGCGAAGGAAAUAAGGGACGCGCAAGAUCAGUACUGCGCAAAUGUUCACGCGGGCCAUUGGAAUGCAAUAGCAGGCAAGCCUUUUCCAGAAGACCUUCAGUGGGAGGCUUUGGUCGACGUGCUACGCGGCAGAGUCAAGGUACAAAUCCACUGCUACGAAACCGUGGAUUUGGACGACAUUGUCAGGUUGACAAAUGAAUUUCGCUUCCCGAUUUCCGCUUUCCACCAUGCGCAUGAAGCCUACUUGGUGCCGGACGUACUGAAGAAGGCGUAUGGACAUCCACCAGCUGUCGCCAUGUUUGCUACAAAUGCAAGGUACAAACGUGAGGCAUACCGUGGCUCAGAGUUUGCUCCUCGCAUCCUCGCACAAAAUGGUCUGAACGUCGUCAUGAAGAGCGAUCAUCCUGUCUUAAAUUCGCGAUUCCUCCUGUACGAGGCCCAGCAAGCAUACGUCUACGGUUUACCUGAGAACUUGGCCAUUGCCGCCGUGACGAGCACUCCGGCUGAAAUCAUGGGCAUGGGCCACCGUAUUGGAUAUGCCAAAGAAGGUUGGGACGCUGAUCUGGUCAUUUGGGACAGCCAUCCCCUGGCACUAGGUGCAACGCCUAAGCAGGUCUUCAUAGACGGUAUCGCACAGUUAGAGUCACCCUACAUCACUGACAAACCCGCGGAGUUCCAACUAAAGCCGACGGUCCCGAAUUACGACCAGGAAGCAAGGGACGCAGUGAAGUAUGAAGGUCUACCCCCGUUGGAACCUACGAAGGCGGCGUCAAGCCACGUUCUUUUCACAAGUGUGAAGACGUUGUUUGCACGCGUCGGAACGGAUGUGGAAGAGGUUUACAAUGCGCAAGGUGAAGAAAUCGGUGUAGUGGCCGUGGAGAACGGAUCCAUUACUUGCCAGGGGGCUUGGGAGUCCUGUGUGACACCUGCACUGAUGGCCGCAGCAGAGAUCAUCGAUGUGCACGGAGGUUCUGUUUCACCUGGACUUGUGACUUACGGAUCACCUCUCGGGCUGGAGGAGAUAUCGGCAGAAUUGUCCACAAAUGACGGAGUAGUUUAUGACCCUCUUGUGGACAAGGUUCCGCCAGUCUUGGGCGGAGAUGGUGCUAUUGUUCGUGCGGUAGAUGGACUUCAAUAUGGUGGGAGGGAUAGUCUCCUCGCCUACCGCGCGGGAGUCACGACAGGGAUCACCGCACCAAGUCAUUACUACUUCCUAGCCGGAAUCAGCACGUCCUUCUCUACUGGCGCACUGCACAAGCUGGAAGAAGGUGCAGUGAUACAAGCCACAAACGCCGUGCAUGUUUCCGUGAGGCACUUCGGCUCAGCGCCAAGUGUGAGCACCCAGAUUGCUACACUUCGACGUCUAUUACUCGAGCCUGCAGAAGGAGAUGCAGGCUUGUGGUUCAAAGAAGUCAGUGAGGGCAAAGUUACCUUGGUGGUCGACACGGAUAGCGCAGAUGUCAUAGCGACGCUGAUCCUACUGAAGAGGGAAGUUGAGGAAAAGCUCGGCAGCAAGAUUAAGAUGACCAUUGCGGGAGCAGUUGAGGCUCACAUUCUCGCAAAGGAUAUUGCAGCGGCAGACGUUGGCAUUCUGCAAGUUCCUUCACGGCCAUUCCCGUCAACUUGGGAACGUCUGAGAAUUCUACCAGGACGACCUCUAAGCGCACAAAGCUCGAUCGCACUGUUGUUGUCGCAUAAUGUCACUGUGGGCAUUGGUAUCGAGGAAGCAUGGAGUGCACGUAAUACGCGCUUUGACAUCGGCUGGGCUGCCAUAGAAGCGGGUGGACAGAUCUCCAAAGCGCAAGCACUCGCACUUGGCUCCACGAACAUAGAGAAAUUACUCGGCGGUCGAAUUGAAAUAGCGCGCACUCAUGACAUGGUGGUCACUGAUGGAGGGGAUCUCCUUGAUCCGGGGAGUAAGGUUAUUGCUGUGAUCUCGCCAAGGCGCCGGGUGGUUGACUUGUUCUAA
Messenger RNA from Sparassis crispa, 2862 nucleotides. RefSeq lists its product as hypothetical. The transcript has 18 exons. NCBI's taxonomy places the organism in Eukaryota, Fungi, Basidiomycota, Agaricomycetes, Polyporales, Sparassidaceae. Gene Ontology annotation, cellular component: cytoplasm. The record is from RefSeq and is a predicted model, not a curated record. Gene Ontology annotation, molecular function: allantoinase activity. Gene Ontology annotation, biological process: purine nucleobase catabolic process. Bases 1 to 2862 code for a protein of 953 amino acids.